Racocetra fulgida is the source of this 988-nucleotide messenger RNA. NCBI's taxonomy places the organism in Eukaryota, Fungi, Glomeromycota, Glomeromycetes, Diversisporales, Gigasporaceae. The record is from the annotation of a GenBank genome assembly.
AUGACUCGUAAACAAAAUCGUAUAUGUGAAAGCUGUGGAUAUAUAUAUUCAACACCACAAAAACUUCAUCAAUAUUAUAAUAGUAAUAAAAAUCCAUGUCACAACCAAGAUUUACCAAAUCAGAAUCCAACUCUGCUAGCUAAUUCAGAAAUAGAAUUUCUUAAUGCAUUGAGAUUAUUUAAUCCUUCAGAAAUUGCUAAGACUAUUCUAUCACCAAAAGCUGAAAGAGAAUAUCUUGAAGUAUUAAGAAUAUUAGAACCUAUUCCACAAUUUCAUCAAACUGAUAUUAUUAGUUCUGGAUGUAAAUUAUUAGAUGAUCAUUAUAAAAGGUUAUUUGAUGAUAAAAUAGAAGAAGAUAAUAGUGAAAUAGAUUAUAAAGAAAGUGAAAAGAAACUUAUUCCAAUUAGAAUUGCAUCUAAAUCCAAAGUACAUAAUAGAUUUAAUCAUAAAGAAGGGAAUUAUCAACCACGUAAAUUGAUUAGGCUUUUAUUAAUUACAGGAAAUGACUCUGAAACAGAAGAACCAUCUCAACAUUAUUGUUUAAUUCAAGGAAGAGAUAGAUUAGGAAAAUUAGCUGGAUAUACAACUAAACACAAUAGGAGAUUAUAUGUUUAUGAUUAUUGUGUAAGCCAUCAAACCCAUGAUCCCAAGAUUGAUGCUCAGCAUAUGAAAGAUUAUACACCUUUUACUUGCAUAGCAGAUGCUGAAACUCUCUCCACUCUGAUUGAAAAAAAUCAAGGAUCAAAAACAACAGCAAUUCAAGAACAUAAAGUUAUAUCAUUUGAUUAUAUAAUUAGGCGUAGUGAUGGCAAAACCAAAGCACCAGUAAAAAUUAGAGAAGCUCCUGCUGGAGAAUUUAUUAAAGCAAGUCAUAUAAUACGAAAUUCUGCAAAGAAAUUAAUCAAAAUAUUGCAAUCAGGAAUAAUACCCGAAGAGAUAGCAGAAGAUUAUAUUAUCAGUAUUAAUAUAUUUCAAUCAUGGGAAUUAG